AUUUCAGGCAGGUCUUUCUGGUGGAGCUUGCAAGAGUAGCCAAGGGCGCUUUCCUUUCGCAGUUCCUCUGAAAGUCUCGCUCCUUUCAGACAGGCCAGUUAUGCCUUUCUCAAACAGCCACAAUCUUUCCAAGAUGAAUUACUGUGCAGAAGAUGAAUAUCCAGAUCUAAGUCUCCAUAAUAAUCACAUGGCUUCAGUGCUGACCUUGGAGUUAUAUUCAAAGCUGAGGAAUAAACAGACUUCUAGUGGAUAUACCGUGGAUGAUGCUAUUCAGACAGGGGUUGACAACCCAGGCCAUCCCUACAUUAAGACAGUAGGAUGUGUAGCUGGUGAUGAGGACUCGUAUGUCACAUUCCAUGAACUCUUUGACCCAGUUAUUGAGGAUCGACAUGGAGGCUACAAACCUACGGAUCAACACAAGACUGACUUGAAUGCUGAUAAUUUGCAGGGUGGUGAUGAUUUGGACCCCAACUAUGUUCUGAGUUCACGUGUCCGAACUGGUAGGAGCAUUCGUGGCUUCUGUCUGCCCCCCCACUGUAGCAGAGGAGAGAGACGUGCAAUUGAAAAACUUUCUGUGGAAGCUUUGGCCAGCCUGGAAGGGGACUUCAGUGGGAAGUACUAUGCUUUGAAGAAUAUGACAGACGCUGAACAGCAGCAGCUCAUUGAUGAUCACUUCCUUUUCGAUAAACCUGUUUCCCCUUUGCUCUUGGCUUCUGGAAUGGCACGUGACUGGCCUGAUGGAAGGGGUAUCUGGCAUAAUGACAGUAAAACUUUCCUUGUCUGGAUCAAUGAGGAAGAUCAUCUUAGAAUUAUUUCCAUGCAAAAAGGUGGAAAUAUGAAAGAGGUUUUCUCUCGCUUCUGUUCUGGGCUAACCCAGCUUGAAGCACUUUUCAAAUCCCAAAACUAUGAAUAUAUGUGGAAUUCUCAUCUGGGAUACAUCUUGACUUGCCCAUCCAACCUUGGCACAGGUCUCCGGGGGGGAGUUCAUGUUAAAUUGCCUAAUCUUAGCAAACAUGAGAAAUUUGGAGAUAUUCUCAAGAGGCUGAGGCUGCAGAAACGUGGUACAGGUGGUGUGGACACAGCAGCUGUGGGGGGAAUAUUUGAUAUCUCCAAUGCUGACCGUCUGGGGUUCUCUGAAGUAGAGCUGGUGCAGAUGGUGGUGGAUGGUGUAAAGCUGCUGAUUGAAAUGGAGAAACGCCUUGAAAAGGGCCAGUGCAUCACUGAUAUGAUUCCAGCUCAGAAAUGAAAAGCACUUUAAUGUUCUAGCUCCUCAUGCUUCUUCCUAACUUAUUGGAUGAAUUAUACAUACAAAA
This is a messenger RNA of Protobothrops mucrosquamatus (brown spotted pit viper), 1313 nucleotides long. RefSeq names its product creatine kinase B (gene CKB). The coding region runs from base 101 to 1246 and encodes 381 amino acids. Gene Ontology annotation, molecular function: creatine kinase activity. The record is from RefSeq and is a predicted model, not a curated record. The transcript is spliced from 8 exons. NCBI's taxonomy places the organism in Eukaryota, Metazoa, Chordata, Lepidosauria, Squamata, Viperidae. Gene Ontology annotation, biological process: phosphocreatine biosynthetic process.